AUGGCAGCUCUUUCUCUCUCCCUGGCUCCGCCGGCGAUAGUGCGGCUCCAUGAUAUGCUCAUAUGCCUGUCCAAAUUUAGUGACACUGUCGCUAUUGAAGCAGAGCAUGGUCUGCUUCGACUGAGUGUGUUGAACUCGUCCAAGACGGCCUUUGUGUCCUUCGCCUGUAUGAAAGAGUCAUUCUUCGAAACCUACUCAUUCGCUAUGCGGCAGAAGCCCGUGGGUCAGGCAGGAGAUCGAUUUUAUUGCCAGAUUUUAAUCAAGGCACUUCUGUCGAUCUUCCGUGGAAGAGUGGAUCGACACAAGGACACCGCCGUGGAGCGAUGCGAAAUGGAGCUCCAUGAAGAUCCUCAGCAAGCGGAGUGUCGACUGACGGUGAAGAUGAUAUGUGGUCUUGGUGUGAUCAAAUCCUACAAGCUGACCUAUGAACCCGCAUCAAUUCAACAUGCUGUCUUUGAUAAGAGAGGGGCUGUGAACCAAUGGACCGCGGACCCUCGAUUUCUGAAGCAAAUCACUGAGCACUUCAGCCUAUCCGCAGAGCAGCUCGACAUGUACUCUGACUCUGGAAAGGCCGUAUUUACAAGCUUUACAGCCAAGGUGAUGGACGGAAAAGAGGUACUGAAGUACCCUGUGCAUACCUCUGUCGCCACUGACAAGCGCGAUUUUGAAGAGUUUCAUGUCGAGGACAAGAUGCAUAUUGUGAUUAAUCUCAAGGACUUCAAGGCGGCAAUUGCCCACGCGGAGACAGCAAACGCUACCGUUACAGCUCGGUAUACUUACCCCUGCAAACCACUCCAGCUGACUUACGAGUUGGAGGGCAUAUCCGCCGAAUUCACAAUCAUGACCGGGGGAGAUGUGGAUGGGGACUUUGCAGCGACCUCGUCACGCAAUGGAAUCCGAGAACUUUCACAAAGACAGACGCCCGGCGCGCCGAUCUCGAUUCAGCGCAAUCGAACACCCCGUGAGACUACUCAGGACACACAAAUGCCUCCGCCGCCGCCACCUGCUCGCUUAAUCAAGCCUUUGAAUGGAAGUUCAACCCAGGAGCACCUGUCACGGUCGAUUGCGGGUGAGCGACCGAGCGCGUCCUCGCUUUCUCUGGAAUACGACAGUCUUUUUGUACCGGCGGAUGACGAUCGCCAGUGGGAUGAAAUGAAUGAGGAAGAGGAAGAGCCUCAGGAUAUCCUCGGUUGGGACGCGAGUGGCCGGGGAGAUGUAUUUGAGGCCACGCUGAGAGACGAGGAACCGGGAUUCUCAAGAAAUGAGAGCAAACCCGAUCAGACGGAGAGUGAAGACAUGGGAAUUCCGCCCACGCAGCGAAUUUCACAGGUGCGUAUUUCUUCAGUCUCCUGCAUGCGCGAAAGUGCGAACACCAUCGGGUUACUAACACUUUGCCCCAACAAGGUCCGUGGGUUUGGUCUUUUCGACUGA
Penicillium oxalicum is the source of this 1431-nucleotide messenger RNA. RefSeq lists its product as uncharacterized. Gene Ontology annotation, biological process: mitotic intra-S DNA damage checkpoint signaling; cellular response to ionizing radiation; DNA replication checkpoint signaling. The transcript is spliced from 5 exons. The coding region runs from base 1 to 1431 and encodes 476 amino acids. NCBI's taxonomy places the organism in Eukaryota, Fungi, Ascomycota, Eurotiomycetes, Eurotiales, Aspergillaceae. The record is from RefSeq and is a predicted model, not a curated record. Gene Ontology annotation, cellular component: checkpoint clamp complex.